CAGGUAACAGCCUAAAAUGUGGUUUAUAUUAAUUCUAUCAAUAUGCCUCGUAUCCCGGGGCCUUUCUCAAGAAUCUCCCCCGGGAGCGACCAAAUAUAUUGGCGUGACGUACAAUGGCUUGUACGGAAAUCCCGAAGGUGACUACAGCGUUAAUGGUGGAGUAGACCCGGGAUUGAAUCUCGUAAACGUCGUUCUCGCUGCUACAUUCAACGAUGGUAAAACAUGGAAUGGUUACAAUGUACCAGACCAGCAAGAGUUCAACUUUGCAGAUACUUGUACUACAGUGAGCACAAUCGAACAAUUCUGGGCAGGCUUGAGUUAUUACAAUUUUCGUCUAACAGACCACUCCAGGCAAGACAUCGACGUAAAUCACCUGGAAGGACGUGAAUUUACGCUAAGUAAUGGAUAUCAGUAUUACGAAAAUAAGACUAACGGCGAUGGGUUUGUCUAUUAUGACGAAAAAGACGAAUGUAACCAUGGUACCGCACGCUAUAUGUUAGAGAAUGUGGAAUCUGGCAUGUAUCCAUUAUCCGACCCAUUCGUAUCCGCUGCAUGUAGUUUGCCAGAAUCUUAUGACACAGCUGUGUACAUGGAUUUUUUAGACACCUGGGGCACGGAUGUAGUAACCGAAGUGUCGCUGGGGAAGAAGACAACAAACAGGUUUGAAAGUGGAAGAAUAGAUUUUGUCGCCUAUGUUGCCGAUGAGUAUCCAGAUGAAGCUGUGCCCAACGGCGCAUACGAGGGGUAUAGAGAUUCAGUGAGAGUCACCAUGGAGACGUAUGUAACAACCUCUACUACAACCGGGGGUGUGUUAGUAUCGACGCUAAACACCGGAGAUUCGGAGCUGUCGGAGCCGAUACAGACCAAAGUCAUUAGCAUCGAUGAAGUGUUUGAUGUCAAGUUUUGGACUUUAUUCGAUGACUAUGUUCUUCGUGGUGUAUGUGCAUUGGCAAACACCACUGAACUGGAGUCAAGACAGACGAACGUGUUAGCAGCUCUGAAGAAUUAUGCAGAUUUCAAGAACGCCGCGACACCAGAAACUACAAUUGUUGUCACGCCUGUCACGUGGCCUGUUGGAAAGUACGGAUUUCCAGAAACCGAUUAUUCUUUCGAUGGAUGUCCAAUAUCUCCCGACUUUGUAUACGCAACGGGGUGGAUUAAUCAGGACACUGCCGACACAAGCGGAAAUAAUUCUCAUUCUGAUCCGUUUAAUUUGAAUCAACCCGAGAGUGUUAUAGGAAGUAAUGUCGAGUGCAAUUACUGCAUGAAGUUGGACGAAGAACCAAACAGAGAAGAAUGGAAAUGGCUGAAGGGAGAAUAUUGUAUGUAUCGUAAGAACAUAUGUCCACCAGGAUUCCUCUCUGGAUAUGUGUUGUGGGACGAUGAAGACCGUAGCAAUCAAAAUGCAUUUACCGGCGAGUUACCAGACGGCGUCUAUAAUGAAGACACUCUAACAUAUUUCUGCUGUCGGGAAGAUGCACCGACUCCAGAUCACGUGCUUUACCUACCAACCGACCGCCCAUUUGUAUUAUUCAAGAGAACGACAAAUUGUCCCAACGUAUUCGGUAUGAGCGUGAGUCACCAAUGGUUCAACUGGGGACAGGAACAAACUGUUGGCGGUGGGAAGUCACACCUCAGUGGGGCACAUCCGUACAACGACGGGGUUGGCGAAGAUAUUCGCUUACAUUACUGUUAUUAUUUUUAACAUGUAACAUGUUGUCAUUGUAACUGGAGUAACCCAAAAUAAAUAGCGAUUAGGGUAUGGAGUUGAAAAUUAAAAAA
This is a messenger RNA of Saccoglossus kowalevskii, 1782 nucleotides long. RefSeq lists its product as uncharacterized. Lineage: Eukaryota; Metazoa; Hemichordata; Enteropneusta; Harrimaniidae. The record is from RefSeq and is a predicted model, not a curated record.